Molecule: messenger RNA, 948 nt
Organism: Aptenodytes forsteri (emperor penguin)
Lineage: Eukaryota; Metazoa; Chordata; Aves; Sphenisciformes; Spheniscidae
Gene: ZC2HC1C
Product: zinc finger C2HC-type containing 1C
Exons: 4
Coding region: 1-948 (315 amino acids)
Source: RefSeq, a predicted model, not a curated record
AUGGCGGCGCCGCCCGCCUCCUCCUGCCGCCGCACAACCCCGCUGCGCCUGAGAGAGCUGGCCUACAUCCUAAAGUUGGAGGCAGAUGGACGGAACCUGGAAGAGGAAAUUCGAAAGAAAGAGGCCCUCCUCAGAGAGAAGCUGAGGAGAACAAAGGAGGAGCUUAGGAGGAUUCAAAGAGAGAAGGAGCUUGUCGAGGCAGAGGAGAGAAGAGACAGAGAAGUGGAGAGGACCCAUGAGCAAAAGGCCACAAGGCGCCCCGAAGAGAAAACUUUCAGAGUUGCAGUCAGGCCAGGUGAUGGUGGGGGGGUCUUUGGUGGGGCGCAGUCUGCAGAGGCCACUAUCCCCAAACCUGGCACCACCCUCCACUCCCAAGAGCUGGCUAUGGGGAAACUCAAGAAGGAGCGGCUGGUGGCCAGCAACAGCAAAAUUCGAGACCGAGAUUCUGGUGACCACCCGUCCACAGAGGUGCUGUACAUGCAGGCUGCCAGUGCUGUGGAGCCGGGGGGGCUUGGACAGUGCAGCUUCUGCGGACGUAAGUUUCUCUACACCAGGCUUGAGAAGCACAUGAGUGUCUGCGGCAAGAGCCAAGGCUCCAAGAGGAAAGUGUUUGACUCCAGCAGGGCCAGAGCUAGGGGCACAGAACUGGAACAAUAUCAGCAGCGAAAGAGCUCAGAGAGGCCUCAGCCACCCAGAAGGAACAACUGGAGACAGAAGCACGAGGUUUUCAUCCAGACCCUGCGCCAGGCCCGCCAGGUGCAGCAGGUCCUCUCCAGGGGAGGGAAGGUGUCUGACCUGCCCCCGUUGCCCUCCAUCGAAAACCCAGACUACGUGGCCUGCCCCUACUGCCGACGCCGAUUUGCUCCCCAAGCAGCUGAGAGACACAUUCCCAAAUGCAAAACCAUCAAGAGUAGGCCCCCACCCCCACCGCAGAGGAGGCGCUGCUGA